Messenger RNA from Nyctereutes procyonoides (raccoon dog), 1314 nucleotides. RefSeq names its product regulator of chromosome condensation-like. Gene Ontology annotation, molecular function: guanyl-nucleotide exchange factor activity. Gene Ontology annotation, cellular component: cytoplasm. The transcript has a single exon. Bases 1 to 1314 code for a protein of 437 amino acids. The record is from RefSeq and is a predicted model, not a curated record. NCBI's taxonomy places the organism in Eukaryota, Metazoa, Chordata, Mammalia, Carnivora, Canidae.
AUGCCACCAAAAUGUAUAGCUAAGAGAAGGUCACCCCCAGAAGAUGCUCUCCCCAAAAGCAAGAAGGUGAAGGACCGUCGUAACCAGGCAGUGAGGGCCGUUGCCUCCCGUCGUGUUCCAGUCUCCCAUAGGUCCCACAGCACAGAACCAGGCAUCGUGCUGACACUGGGCCAGGGCGACGUGGGCCAGCUGGGGCUGGGCGAGAAUGUGAUGGAGAGGAAGAAACCAGCCCUGGUGCCCAUUCCGGAGGACAUCGUGCAAGCUGAGGCUGGGGGCAUGCAUACUGUGUGUCUAAGCAAAAGUGGCCAGGUCUACUCCUUCGGCUGCAACGAUGAAGGAGCCCUGGGACGGGACACAUCAGUGGAGGGCUCCGAGAUGGUCCCCGGGAAAGUGGAACUGCAAGAGAAAGUGGUACAGGUGUCAGCAGGAGAGAGUCACACAGCAGCUCUCACUGAGGAUGGUCGAGUUUUCCUCUGGGGCUCCUUCCGGGACAAUAAUGGUGUGAUUGGACUCUUGGAGCCCAUGAAGAAGAGCAUGGUGCCCCUGCAAGUGCAGCUGACUGUGCCUGUAGUGAAGGUGGCCUCAGGAAAUGACCACUUGGUGAUGCUGACAGGUGAUGGUGACCUCUACACUUUGGGCUGCGGGGAGCAGGGCCAGCUGGGCCGUGUGCCUGAAUUAUUUGCCAACCGUGGUGGCCGUCAGGGCCUUGAACGACUCCUGGUCCCCAAGUGUGUGAUGCUGAAAUCCAGAGGAAGCCGGGGUCAUGUCAGAUUCCAAGAUGCCUUCUGUGGUGCCUACUUCACCUUUGCCAUCUCCUGUGAGGGCCAUGUAUAUGGUUUUGGCCUCUCCAACUAUCAUCAGCUUGGAACCCCAGGGACAGAAUCUUGCUUUGUACCCCAAAACCUGACAUCCUUCAAGAACUCUACCAAGUCCUGGGUGGGCUUCUCUGGUGGCCAGCAUCAUACAGUCUGCAUGGAUUCAGAAGGAAAAGCGUACAGCCUGGGCCGGGCUGAGUAUGGGCGGCUGGGCCUUGGGGAGGGUGCUGAGGAGAAGAGCAUACCCACCCUCAUCUCCAGGCUCCCUGCUGUCUCCUCAGUGGCUUGUGGGGCCUCCGUGGGGUAUGCUGUGACCAAGGAUGGUCGUGUGUUUGCCUGGGGCAUGGGCACCAACUAUCAGCUGGGCACAGGGCAGGAAGACGAUACCUGGAGCCCAGUGGAGAUGACAGGCAAACAGCUGGAGAACCGUGUGGUCUUAUCUGUGUCCAGUGGGGGCCAGCACACAGUCUUCCUAGUCAAGGACAAGGAACAGAGCUGA